Anopheles nili is the source of this 1740-nucleotide messenger RNA. Its product is annotated as sodium channel protein Nach-like. Gene Ontology annotation, biological process: sodium ion transmembrane transport. Lineage: Eukaryota; Metazoa; Arthropoda; Insecta; Diptera; Culicidae. Gene Ontology annotation, molecular function: ligand-gated sodium channel activity. Gene Ontology annotation, cellular component: membrane. The record is from RefSeq and is a predicted model, not a curated record. The transcript is spliced from 5 exons. The coding region runs from base 1 to 1740 and encodes 579 amino acids.
AUGGCUCACUCUACAUCUGUUCCCAGUACCUUGAAACUGGCGUGGACCGCUGUCGUGCAGACAUUUUGGAUCUUUUGCGAAAACUCCUCACUUCACGGGUUGCGAUACAUCGGUCGGAACAGAACGGCUCCGUCCAACACUCUACUGCGAUUCCUGUGGAGUGUAAUAGCGUUGGUGAGUUUGGGUUUCACAAUGAUGCUGGGAAAUUCAGCCUGGGACCAGUUCCGUAGUAACCCUACUCUGACCACCAUCGAGACGACGUCUUAUCCGGUGUCGUUGAUUCCCUUUCCAUCGGUGACGCUGUGUAAUAUCAACAAAAUACACGCCACCAAGGCGGAAGAAUUGGGCAAAAAGCUUAUGGAGUUUGGGAUGAACGAAAGCGAUGCCAUUGACGUCCUUUACACGAUACCUCGGUUGAUUGACUACCCAAUAGACCAACCGAUAGAGCGCCGAAUUCUGGAUCUAGAGGAGUUCCUUCAGGCCAAGGGCUAUGAUGCGGAGCGAAUGGCCUUUGAGGUGGCGCCACCCUGCGAGACGAUGAUGGUGCACUGCUUCUGGUUGAUGCAAGACAUCCCAUGCAGUAAAUUGUUCCGGCGCACCAAAAUAUUCGCCGGUUACUGUUGUUCCUUCAAUGUGGACGGGUUUCUGGAGCCUGUUUUCACACGACCAAAGAACCCGAAUCGAACGGAGAACAUCUACGUUUCUGGUAUCGGCAAGGGCGAAGGUCUUUCUGUGUUGGUGGACAUCGGGGAACGGUUCUACACCGCAUCGGAAAGGUUUUCCAACGGUAUCGAGGUGUUUGUGCAUCGUUCGUUCGAUUUUCCGGACUUCUCGGACUACACGACCAUCGUCCAGCGUGGCAUGGAGACGGACUUGUCCAUCUUGCCGAGUAUUGUUGCAGCGAGCCCUUCGUUGAGGACCGUGCCUCUCGCAGUUCGUGGCUGUGCGUUCGGUGAUGAAGGCAACUCGACCACGAGCGUACCGUACACCUACAGUAACUGCAUGAACGAGUGUGAAACGCGGUAUAUUGCCGGUAUGUGCAGUUGCAUUCCUCUGUUCAAGCAAACUGUUGAGCUGCAAGAGGUGCUGCAGGUACCGAUCUGUGGGUUUCGCGAUUUAACCUGUCUGCUGAAUAUAAAACAACACGUUACCUUCACCUCAGAAAAUGUUGGCGAAAUGAUUGCUUCUGAUUCCAGGUUCAUAAACGUUGUAUGCAAUUGCUAUCCGAGCUGCACCAUCGAGAAGAAUGAAGUCCUUGCCAUACAAAAUACAGUUUCUAAACCGCAGCAUAACAAAUACAAACCUGAGUUUAACUUCACCGCUUACGGUGUCCUGCACGUGCAUUUCCGGUCUACUAGCUGCCUCAAAUACAAACGUGAACCGUUUGUCACCUGGCAAACGCUGGUGGCAACGUUCGGGGGCAUAUUCGGACUUUGCAUGGGCGGCUCCAUACUGAGCUUGGUGGAAAUGCUGUAUCAUUUCGGCAUUACUCCGUUUGUAGAGUACAGUGUGCUCAGAAAUAAGCUUCUCAAGGGCCGCACACAUCCCGCACAAAAAACCAAUGUCAUUGCCUACAUGGAUUAUCCAGCACAGCCACCAAUGGGUUAUUUUAGGCGAAGGGAAAUUAUGGCACGAGCCACCGGCAACGACGAAGCGGCAUGGGUCUCUGGAAAUAAUGCAAACGUGGACAAUCGUCGCUGGAAGCAACAUUACGUUAAUGAGCUGAAAAUACUGCCAUAA